AUGGGUAACAUCAACAAGGCAUCUAAAAAGAACAGUAAAAAGAAUAAGGGGGUGUCACCUGUAGAACGAAACGACAACCCAUUGGCUGCAGCCAUGCUAAGGGAUCUGGGUGGUGCAGGUGAGGUGGACACAGACGAGGAGGAAGGAGGGAGUGAGCGGGAUUUGGAUGAGCCGCUUUGCGCUCUGGUUAAGAACUGCAACGUGAUUCACAACAUAGUGGGGCCUGCUUGUAUCUUCCUCAGACAAGGCUUCGCACAGAGCCAGCUUGACAGAGAUCUGCGACCAGAGGAAAUGGAAGAGCUUCGUGAGGCGUUCAAGGAGUUUGACAAAGACAAGGAUGGCUUCAUCAGCUGUAAGGACCUAGGAGAAUGCAUGAGGACUAUGGGAUACAUGCCAACAGAGAUGGAGCUUAUAGAACUCAGCCAGCAGAUCUGUGGAGGCAGAGUGGACUUUGAGGACUUUGUGGAGUUGAUGGGUCCUAAGAUGCUCGCUGAGACUGCAGACAUGAUUGGAGUCAAAGAGCUCAGGGAUGCAUUUAGAGAGUUUGAUUCAGAUGGUGAUGGUCAGAUCAGCCUUGGGGAGCUGAGAGAAGCCAUGAAGAAGCUGAUGGGAGAACAGCUCAACCACCGUGAAAUCGAUGAGAUCCUGCGAGAUGUAGACCUCAAUGGGGAUGGACAGGUGGACUUUGAAGAGUUUGUUCGAAUGAUGUCUCGCUGA
Messenger RNA from Scomber japonicus (chub mackerel), 717 nucleotides. RefSeq names its product calcium binding protein 2a (gene cabp2a). Gene Ontology annotation, molecular function: calcium ion binding. The transcript is spliced from 7 exons. The record is from RefSeq and is a predicted model, not a curated record. Lineage: Eukaryota; Metazoa; Chordata; Actinopteri; Scombriformes; Scombridae. The coding region runs from base 1 to 717 and encodes 238 amino acids.